UAAAAUCGAAGAUAAACAGAGAAUUGCGGUCUCUCUUGUUCUUCCGAAUUUGCAUGUUCUCCUUGUUUUGAGAAAGCUCUUGUCUGUGAGAUGGUAAUGUUUUAAGUCCCUGGAUAUGAGGAAGAGCUUUUCUCUGUUUCUCAGAUGAAAAGAUGAACAGUCUUUCUAUUUUUCAUGCAGAGGAAGUAGAAAUUAAACAGCAAUGUUCUACGAGCAUGGUAGUCAUAUAAUUAAGCUGGCCAGGUUCUCCAAACAUGGGAAACAAGCCUGUGAAGCAAGAAAGCGAAGAAAUUUUCUUGAAAGUUGUUCCUCCGUUGGACCGUACAUAUGUUAGGUGGCUUGCCCGAGAUCUUGAGAGGAUUCACGGCUUUACACCAGCUAAACCUCGUGCUGUGAAGCCCCCAGAUCAUUAUAUUGAGUACAUGCAUCUGAAUGGAUGGUUGGAUGUGGACUUGGCUGAUCCUGAUCUAGCCCAUUUAUUCAAGUAGAUAGUGAAGGUGAUGUACUUAAAAGAAAUAUUUGUAUUGGAAUUUGAGUACAUUUCAUGCGUUGUGAGAUACCACAAAUUUAUAUUUGAAUGAAGCAUCUCAAACCUCCGAUUGAUGAAAAUUAGAGUUUGGAGAAAUUAAA
Molecule: messenger RNA, 630 nt
Organism: Prunus persica (peach)
Lineage: Eukaryota; Viridiplantae; Streptophyta; Magnoliopsida; Rosales; Rosaceae
Exons: 3
Coding region: 255-488 (77 amino acids)
Source: RefSeq, a predicted model, not a curated record